This is a messenger RNA of Aspergillus fijiensis CBS 313.89, 1611 nucleotides long. RefSeq names its product sugar porter family MFS transporter. The record is from RefSeq and is a predicted model, not a curated record. The coding region runs from base 1 to 1611 and encodes 536 amino acids. Gene Ontology annotation, molecular function: carbohydrate:proton symporter activity. Gene Ontology annotation, biological process: transmembrane transport; carbohydrate transport. Gene Ontology annotation, cellular component: membrane. NCBI's taxonomy places the organism in Eukaryota, Fungi, Ascomycota, Eurotiomycetes, Eurotiales, Aspergillaceae. The transcript is spliced from 5 exons.
AUGCAGAAGAUCGGCAACAUCUACUUCAUUUCGGCCAUCGCCGUUAUCGGCGGUGGUCUUUUUGGUUUCGAUAUUUCGUCCAUGUCUGCUAUCAUUAGCACACAAACCUAUCUCUGCUAUUUCAACCAAGGAGGCGUCAAAUACGUGGAUGGUGAAAAGAAAUGUUCCGGUCCCACUGCCGAUGUUCAGGGUGGUAUCACUGCCUCCAUGGCGGGUGGCUCCUGGCUGGGUGCUUUGAUUUCUGGCUUCAUAUCGGAUAGGUUUGGUCGUAAGACUUCCAUUCAGGUCGGCUCAAUUAUCUGGUGCAUUGGUUCCAUCAUUGUCUGUGCUUCUCAGAACAUCCCCAUGCUGGUUGUUGGCCGUGUCAUCAACGGUCUCAGUGUUGGUAUUUGUUCCGCUCAGGUGCCCGUCUACAUCUCCGAGAUUGCUCCCCCUACCAAGCGUGGACGUGUGGUCGGUCUGCAACAGUGGGCUAUCACCUGGGGUAUCUUGAUCAUGUUCUACAUCUCGUAUGGUUGCAGUUUCAUCAAGGGAACCGCUGCCUUCCGCAUUCCUUGGGGCCUGCAGAUGAUCCCCGCGGUUUUGCUCUUCCUCGGUCUGAUGCUGCUGCCCGAGUCUCCCCGUUGGUUGGCCCGUAAGGACCGCUGGGAAGAGUGCCACGCUGUCCUGACCCUGGUGCACGGUCAUGGUGACCCCAACUCCCCCUUCGUCCAGCGCGAGUUCGAGGAGAUCAAGAGCAUCUGUGAAUUCGAGCGCGCCAAUGCCGACGUCACUUACCUCGAGCUCUUCAAGCCCAACAUGAUCAAUCGCACGCACGUCGGUGUCUUCACUCAGAUCUGGUCUCAGCUUACCGGAAUGAACGUCAUGAUGUACUACAUCACCUACAUCUUCGCGAUGGCCGGCAUGACCGGCAACAACAACCUGACCUCCUCCUCCAUCCAAUACGUGAUCAACGUCAUCACCACCAUCCCGGCCCUGAUUUGGGGAGACCGAUGGGGUCGUCGUCCGACAUUCCUGAUCGGCUCCGUCCUGAUGAUGAUCUUCCUCUACGCCAACGCCGGUCUCAUGGCCACGUACGGUCGCCCCGCGCCGCCCGGUGGACUCGACGGCGUCGAGGCCGAGUCGUGGAUCAUCGAGGGCGCCGCUAGCAAGGGUGUCAUCGCCUGCACCUACCUCUUCGUGGCCUCGUACGCGGUCUCCUUCGGCCCGGCCUCCUGGGUCUACCCGCCCGAGCUCUUCCCGCUGCGGGUGCGCGGCAAGGCCGUGGCGCUGUGCACCUCCUUCAACUGGGCUUUCAACUUCGCGCUCUCGUACUUCGUGCCGCCCGCCUUCGUCAACAUCAAGUGGGAGGUCUACGUGCUGUUCGGCGUCUUCUGUACCGCGAUGACCAUCCACAUCUUCUUCAUGUUCCCCGAGACCACCGGUAAGACCCUCGAGGAGGUCGAGGCCAUCUUCACCGACCCCAACGGUAUCCCGUAUAUCGGUACCCCCGCCUGGAAGACCCGCAACGAGUUCAAGCACGGGGCCAUGGUUGAGGAGGUCGGCUUCGACGAGGAGAAGCGCGCCGGCGGCGAGGUCGUCCACGCGGAGACUGCCGAGCCUAAGGUUUGA